Messenger RNA from Dermochelys coriacea (leatherback sea turtle), 2110 nucleotides. It is a transcript of the gene PPP1R15A, whose product is annotated as protein phosphatase 1 regulatory subunit 15A. The record is from RefSeq and is a predicted model, not a curated record. Gene Ontology annotation, molecular function: protein phosphatase regulator activity. The transcript has 3 exons. Lineage: Eukaryota; Metazoa; Chordata; Testudines; Dermochelyidae. Gene Ontology annotation, cellular component: protein phosphatase type 1 complex; endoplasmic reticulum. Gene Ontology annotation, biological process: response to endoplasmic reticulum stress. Bases 276 to 1607 code for a protein of 443 amino acids.
AUAUAGCCCGCCCCGCCCGGCAUUUCUCCCCCGCCAGCCACAGACCAGCCGGACCCGAUGGAGCCACCCGCCGCCUGCUCCCCGGACCCCGCCCGCGCCGCGCCCGCCCCCCGCUGCUGGAGCGCUCUGCUCACCGGCUGAACAGGCCCAGAGGGAACCGCGACUCCCAGCCCUGGUCGAGAUGCUCCGCGUCUUGUCCCCGCAACCGGGUGGCCGCCUGAACGUGCUCGCCUGGGCUGCGCCGCCGCUCCUGGCGUCACCUCCCCACGGCCGUGAUGAGGAGGAGGAGGAGGAGGAGGAAUAAGAGCCGUGGGCCAGCCCGCCCACGCCGCGGGCCAGCCCACCCACGCCGCGGCUUGGCCACCCCGCUCUUGGCACAUCAGGAAGCCCUGGAGAAAGAAGAGGACUUUGCAGCUGGUCCCACUGCAUCCCAGGGGCUAGCCCCCCGUCGGGGAGAAGGAGAGAAUUCAGGGGGAUGCCCCCAACCUCCUUCUGGCUCCCAUAACCGGGAGGAAGAUGCGAGCUGUGGAGAAGGCCCCAAGCGCUGUGAGGAAGAGGCCAUGGCCCGGCUGGAGAUAGAGGAACAUCUGGAGGAGGUUGUAGAUAGUCCAUCCCGCUCCUUGCAGGACAGGGAAUUUUGCGGGGCUGGUGGGAAACCUGAAGGAGGACUCAAGUUGCCUGGAGGAGACACCCCCAGCUGCCUGCAGAGUAGCACAGACCUGGGGCACGCCGUCACCAGGAACCCCCAUGUCUUGUCCUUGUUCUACUGCCCAUCAGAGGAGGACGACGAGGCCGGGGACUGGCCUAGUGAGGAGGAGGGAGAUGAUGGAGGGGGCUGCUCCGGCGCAGACUGGCCCGAUUCAGAGGAGGAGCCAGAAGAUGACGCCAGGCGUGAGGAGAACAAGGCGCUGUGGGGGGCCCUGUGCUGUGGCCGGGACCCCUUCAACCCACUCUGCUUGGCCGGGGCCCCUGUGGGCUCCACCCCGCCACGGCCCAAGGACCAGAAAUUCCGGGUUUCCUUCUACUUCUGCGGGCCGACGUCAGAGGCUGAGAAAGUGGGGGACCCCUGGAAACCCCCACAGAAGCCCUGGCCUAUGAGACAGGGGGUCUGCGGUAGGACUCACUGCUGUGAGCUGGAAUCCCGGGGAGCCAGGGACCCCAUCAAGGCGGAGACCUCUGACUUGGAGGGCAACCGGACAGCUAAGAAGGUUCGAUUCUCCCCCUUUGUCACUGUGCACCCCCUGCUGGUCUGGCCCUUUGCCAGCCGGGCUGCCCGCCGGGGGCCCUGGGAGGAGCUGGCCCGGGAUCGGAGCCGUUUUCGCAGGCGCAUCGAGCAGCUGGGAGCCAUCCUGGAGCCCUGCCUGGACCCGGGACACCGGGCCCAAGCCUGGAGGAAGAUCCGCGGUGCAGGACAGGAGAUGCCCAUCCCCCUCCAUGAGGGAAAGGAGAACCCGGGGCAGGGGAUGUGGGACAUGUCUCUCCAGCUCUGCUCUGAAAGGAUGGAGGACCCAGGCAUCCAGGAGAGUCAUGCUCGGAAGCACAUGCCCCUUCCCUCCAAUUAUAAGGGAGUGGAGGACCCAGGCAGCCGGGAUGGAAGACUGGGCUAGGCCACAGACUCUGUCCCCACUGGGAUGGCUGCCCUGGUGCCCCCCCAGUGGUGAUUGGAUUAACCCUUCUGGCUCUUGAGCCAGGCUCCCAUCAGCUGCUCUGGCAGCAGGUCUAGUGGCUGGGAGCCAGGACUCCUGGGUGUUCUCUCUGGCUCUGGGAGGGGAGUGAAGACUAGUGGUUAGAGCCAGGAGUGUGGUAGCCAGGCCUCCUGGGUUUUUUUGGGGAUGACACCCCUUUACCUACCUCAAUCUCUGACCUGUGUAUGUUCUGAUCUGUUGUGUGUUACCAUGUUAAAUUAUUUUCCAGCUGGUCCAUUCUGCCUCAGAGGGGACUAAAUUAUUUAUUUAUUUUUAUAUCAGGAUUGGGGAGGGGAUGGAUUUCUCAAGAAGCAGUGGCCUCUUCCUUGUGUUUAUGAAUCUCCUUGAUAUUGUAUUCACCUGCCACCCUGACUUUGGGCUGCUUUUUAAUUGCUCCAACUCUGUUGUUAAAGGUUUAAUACAUG